This is a messenger RNA of Talaromyces stipitatus ATCC 10500, 138 nucleotides long. RefSeq lists its product as uncharacterized. Lineage: Eukaryota; Fungi; Ascomycota; Eurotiomycetes; Eurotiales; Trichocomaceae. The transcript has 2 exons. The record is from RefSeq and is a predicted model, not a curated record. The coding region runs from base 1 to 138 and encodes 45 amino acids.
AUGCUGCUGACAAAGUGUUAUGCUAUCUUGAAUGCUAUCAUGCAUGCCUCCUUCGCAAAUAAUACACUUGACCACAAGCUUAAGCUCACCGAUGAGAAAGCUGGCGCCCUCAAACUCAAUCCAUCUCUUACAUUUUGA